Paramecium sonneborni is the source of this 16773-nucleotide messenger RNA. NCBI's taxonomy places the organism in Eukaryota, Ciliophora, Oligohymenophorea, Peniculida, Parameciidae. The record is from the annotation of a GenBank genome assembly.
AUGGACACAUAUAAUAGCGUGUCUGUAAAGGGAAUUGAAUUUGAUUGGAGCUCUAGAACGAUACCUAUUGGGGACGAGUAGCUAUUAAUAGCUUAAAACAUAAGGGGAUAUGAUUAGUUGUUUUAAGUUCAAUUAAUGGUGUUAGACAUAAUGAAAAAUGAAGUAGUCAAACAAAUAACGAUCGGAGGAGUUGAAGAGAGUAACUAUUGUCCAGAUAUAAUAAUUAUGAAUAAUUCAAUUUUUAUAGCUUUUAUCAAUGAAAAGGGAAGUGUGUUGAACGUAUUGAUGAAAAAAUUUAGUUUAUCUCUUGAAGAAACAGAGGUAGAAUUAAAUUUAGGAGAAACAUUGUAAGAGGCAAAAUCAAAUUAAAAUAUAUAAUUUAUAUACUUAAGUCAGUUAAAUUAAAAUUUAUUGUCAAUUUAAUGGUAUUCAAAGGGAAAAGAUUAUCCUACUAAAUAAUGGAAUGUGAUAUUGUAUAAUCCUAUCACGAAUGUGUUAGGUGAGAGAAUUAUAUUGCCUGAUAGUGAUUUUAUAUCAAUUGCUAUAAAUAGAUAGGGAGUUAUUGCAAUAGCUUAGACAGAUAAUGAAUACAUUAUAUUAUCUAAAUUAUAUUAAGGUAAACUUAGUACAAAAGCAAUUUAAAGCACUGUUUAUUAUGGUUAUCGACGAAGAAUUAAAAUAAGUAGUUUACCUACAAAUGAAUUCAUAGUUAUUACAUAUACAUCAGAUUAAAAUUUUAGAUUAAGAAGGUUUGAUAGGAAUUUUGAAGCUAUUCAUAAUCCUAUUAAAAUUGAAUCUGGUUAUUGUGGUACAAUUUUAGUCCAAGGGAUUGAUAUUGCAUUCAUGGAUUCUUAAUUAGUAUUAGUAUAUAAAUGCGAUAAUGAUAUAAAAAUCUUAUAAGUUGAACUAAUGAAUUAUAAAGAUGAUUAAUAUCUUUCUGAAUAAUCAAGAUAUAUAGAAAUUGAUAAUACAUAAAAUAUCUAAUCAAUGUAGAUUAAUUAUAUUGAUCAUAAUCGAUUGUUAAUUAGAUGGUUUACACCAAAAUAUUAUUACAAUAAAUUAUAAGUUUAGUUAAUAGAUAUGAACUUAUUAAUUAAUGAAUGUAUUUUAAAUUGUGAUAGAUGUGAUAAAUAAUUUAGGUGUCAGUAAUGUAAAGAAAAUUAUUAAUUGGAUAUAAUAAAAAAUGAAUGUUUACCAAUUUGUCCAGAUAAUUGUUUACAUUGUUCUGAUGCUACUUAUUGUGAUAAAUGUAAGUUAGGAUAUUAAUACACUAAAGAAAACUUAUGUAUAAGUCCAAUUAAUAAUUUUAUUGAUUUAAAAGUAAGUAGUGAACCAGAAUUAAAAGGUAAAGGAAGAAUAUUUAACAAGGAAUUGUAUUUGAUAAUUAUUUAUAGUAUUAUUAAGAAUGAUAAGUAAUAAUAUUUGGUGAUUCGAAAACUUGACACUAAAGGGAAAUUAUUGAAGAAAGUUGAAUUUUAAAAAGAUUUAUAUACAAUAUUAGAUUAUGAUAUUGCUGAUUCUUUUUAGGAAGAUGUCUUUCUAAUAUUAAUAAAAUGGAUAUCAGAAAAUGGAUCAACAAAAAUCAUAAACUAUUAAUAUUACUUAGAAGAUUUAACUAUUAAGGAAGAAUCUUUAAUCACAGAAUCAUCUCAAUAUAUGAUUGGAGAUUAAAUUAAGAUUGUCAAUUAUAAAUAGAAUAAUCUAGCUUAUUUUUAUUUAAUUAAAAAUAAAGACCAAUAUUAUUAACUCAAAUAUACUAGAAUUGAUUAAAACAAUAUCAUUUAUGACUAUAAUGGUCUUAACUUUGAUUAAAAAGGUAAUUACGAGAUAGCUUCGUUUAGAUCUGCAGAUGGAACUGAUUAUAUUCAAGUUAAAGACGAUUUUUAUCUUCAUUAAUGUACAAUUUAUGAUACUUACUUGUCAUGUUCUAAAUACUAUAAUGAAGAUAGAAUUGAAUUCUUAUCUUAGAAAUUAUUUCAAAUUGAUUCAGUUUCAUUAUAUAUAGAUCAUGAUAUUUAUUGGAACAAGCAAUUAUAUCUCAAUAAUACUAAAGACUAUAACAUAUAAAUUACAUAAACAUCAAGAAAUCCUGAAAAUCAUACAUUCAUUUAGAUUGGACAAGAUAAUAUUAUAAUUUUAUGGUCUGGUAUCUCAAAUAUUUAAGAAAGCAAUCCAAUACCACAUAUAUAUAUUUAAGGAGUUUCUAAAAAAACUAAUUAAACUACUAAUUUGAAAUCUUUUAUUUGUCCUUCUGCUUGUAUUAAAUGUUCAGAAACUGGGGUAUGUUUAUAAUGUAAGAAUACAAAUUACAGUUUAGAAAAAGGAAAGUGUAAAUUAAAAUGUAUUAAUAAUUGUGAAUCUUGUUUAGUAGAGAAUGAAUGUUUAAAAUGUAAUUCAAACUAUUUCUUGGAUUCAUUCUCUUAAUGUGUAGAAUAAAAAAAAGAUUAAAUUUAGUAAUAAUAAAAUAAUAUAUAUCCUACAGUAUUCUAAAAUGCAGAUGGCACAGUAUCUAUAGUAUCAUUUAAGCUUAAUAGUACUAAAUAUGAAGUUAUUUAUGAGGAAUUUGAUAGAUAAGGAUAAUCUAUAUCAGGAGAAAUCAGAAUUACAAAUGAUAGUAAUUUAACUCUAUUAUUAUAAUAACCUAAAUUAAUUAAAAAAGGUUAAUAUAUUGUAAUUAAUUAUAUCACAAGAGAUGAAUUAAAUAGUUUUUAAUAUAAAGCUAUCUUUGUUACCUUAGAUUAUUCCUAUCAAAUACUUUAAAAUAAUGUCUAAUUUACAUUAAAUAAUGAUGCUUUAAUUGAUUUUUAUGUAAUUGAUAGUAUAUUACAUAUAUUCUAUGUUUAAGACUAUUAUAAUAGCAGGCCUUGGUUAUAUUAUAAUCAAUAGAAAAUUCAAAAUGGAUUCAUGACUAAAUAAUAUGAGACAUAUUAUUCAAAUGCAUUUGUUGAAAAGACAAGAUAUUAAAACUUUAGAUUAUGUUCAUUUGUCGCUCAAAAUAAGUUUUCAAUAUAAUAUACUGAAGUAGGAGGAAUCGAUUAGCUUGUAUAUUUAGUAGAUUAUGUAAAAUUAACAUCAACUAAAUCUACAAUUACAAGUUAUUAUGAAAAUUACCAAAAUCAUUUAUAACUUUAUACAAUUUAAUAUAAGGCUUUUAGCAAUAAAAAAUUAAGUAUUCAAUUCUUAAAUUAGAAAUCUUCUCUUUUAAAUGAAGUCUUAAUAGAAUCAACAACUGAAUUAUCAAGAUUAUAAGUUUUGACUACUUAAUAAUUUAUAUACAUUUUAUAUGUUGAAUAAUCAUAAUCAAACAUUGCAAUUAUAAAUAUCAGAUAAUAUGAUUUGAAUGGAUUAUAAAUAGCUACAACUCAAAUUAAUUCAAAUGAACAAAGUAUUGAUCAUUUAAGUUGCAACAUUAAUGAAUUUAUUUAUAUAACUUGGAGUUCAUUAAGAAAUUUAAAUUCAUAUAAAAUAAGAUUAAAUUAAAAAUUAUAAGCAAUUCCAUUUAAUAAUUAAAUAUGCAUUUCUAGAUGUGCAGAUUGUACUAAUGAUAGAAUUAUGUGUGCUUAAUGUUCAGAUGGAUAUUAAUUUGAUGAAUUAAAAUUGUAAUGUGUACCAAUUUGUUCAGUCAACUGUUAAAAUUGCACAUCUCCUAAUACGUGUGAUUAUUGUUAUGUUAAUUUCAAAUUCAUAGACAAUAAAUGCCUUAAUGUAACUGAAUAUUAAUUGGAAAUACCAAUUUGUUAAUAAAAUUGUUAAGGAUUAGGUUCACUUUUAACUUUUGAUGAUAAUUCAAUGAUCACAACCUUUUACAAUUAUCAAAACUAAUAGCAUAGUUUGAAUUCAAACAUAUAUUAAUUAGAAUCUAAUAUUGUAACAUAAAAGUAAUUAAUUACUUCUGAUACAGUUAUCCCAUACCAUAUAACUUAUGAAUAUGAAUCUAAAAAAUUUGCUCUUGUCUGGUUAAGUGGCAAUUGUGUUAUAUCAUGCAGAAUGAUGUUAUAAUUAUUCUAAUAAAGCUUUGUUGUUAUAACAAAUCCAAUUGAAUUAAGAGUACUUUAAGUACUCAAUGUUGAUGAAUUUGAAAUCUAAAUUAAAACAUUUAGUACAGAUCUUGUGAUUGUUUGGACUGAAAUCAAUCAAAAUUCUAUUUAAUAGUCAUAUGUUGGAAUUUAUAAUACAAAUAAUGGGUUUUAAAUAAAAUAAAAUUUAAAUGAAAAUGAAGAUGAUAUCUCUAUCUAUCCAUAAUUAUUGAUUUAGACUUCAUCAUAUCAAAUAAUCUAUCUUAAGAAUAAUAACAUAAUAAAUUCAUUAACUAUAGAUAGUACAACUGCAACAUAUAAACAAAUAUAUGAAACUUCAUAUUAAAUUGAUUCUAUUUCAUCAGAAAAUAUUGAUAGCAGUGGAUUAGCAAUUGGAUGGAUUGAGAAGGAAAUUAAUCAAUUUGGAAUGGAAAAUUAUUAUGUAUAUAUCUAAUGGUUUGAUAGAUAACUAAAUUAAUAAGCAAUUAAACGAGCUUCCAUAAAUUCUUUAAUAAAAAUUAACAAUCUAAAUCUGAAAUAUAUAUAUAAUUAUGGUUAGUUACAAUUAACAUUCAUAUAAUUUGAAAAUACACAAUAAUAAAGGAUUCGUCAAUAAUUUUAAAAUAUACAUUUUUUAAAAUAUGGAUCUUAUUAAGUUUUCUAAACAAGUCCAUUAAAUAUUUUAAGCUAAUAUAAAUCUUAUUCUAAAUUUUAGGCCUAUGUGAAUCCUAAAAAUUAUAUGUCUUAUGUAGUCUUUUAAGGAGUGAUGAAUAAUGUUAAUUAAAUAUUCUUUAUAGAAAAGAAAGAAUAAUAAUCAUAUUAAGAUAAUUGUGAAACAAAUUGUUUUUAUUGUAAUACAAAUAAUUAAUGUAUAAUUUGCAAAGAAGGCUAUUCGUUAUAGAAUAACAAAUGUUCUUUGAAACUACCAAAUAAUUGCGCUGCUAUUAGUUAUGGUAGAUGUUCAUAAUGUAAUAUUGGAUAUUCAAUUACAACAGAUUAUAAAUGUUAAAUAAGUGAUUCUAAAUAUAAAGAGAUAAAAAUGAAUGAAUAUUCUGCAUAGAGUAGAUAGAGAGUAUCAUCAUUUUAGAAUGGAGAUUAUGUAGUUGUAUGGUCAACAUAAUUUUAUUAAAAUGAAGGUACUAGUGUUUAUAUGUCAUUGUAUGAUUCAUAAGGUAUAAAAUUAAAAGAUGAGACAAGAGUUACUGAAUCUUCAGCAGGAAUUUAAUCACAUCCAGAUAUUUAAGUAUUAAGUAAUGAUGAAAUUGUUGUUAUUUGGGUAGAUGGUAAUAUUAUAGUAAAUGCAGAUAUCAAGAUGUAAAGAUUUAAUAAGGAUUUCUAAAGAAUUGGAACUGAAGUUAUUGUAUAAAAUAGUAUUCAUCUAUCUUAUGCUAAAUCACUUGAUACACCAAUUGUUAUUUAAUAGACAAUUAAUGGAUUUGUAGUAGUUUGGGCAGAAUAAGCAAGUCAAAAUUAAAUAUCAUUAAUUGCUAAAUUCUUUGACAACAACAAUAAUAUGCUUCAUUUUUAAGUUGUUACUGAAAAUGAAUUAAUAAUCAAUGAACCAGUUAUUGCUUCUACAUAAACUAUUAUUGUCAUUGUUUGGUAAACAAACAAAGGAAUCUUUGCAAGUUCAUUUAGCUUAAAUUUUAUAUUAAUUGAUAAAGUAUAAUUAUCUUCGACAGGAUAAAGUCCAUCAAUAAGCUCAGUAGAUAAUUAUAUGAUUAUUGUUUGGAAAGAAUAUGUUAUUGAUGAACAUGAUUUCAUGAGUUAAAAAAUAAGAUUUAGAAAAGUAUCAACAAAUUUACAUUAAUAUGAAUUUUAAAAUAACUUUGGUAUUCCAUAAGAAAAUUUAGAUAACCCAGAUGUAAUUUAAAUUGAAAAUGGAUUUGUCAUUAUUGCUGAAAGUGUUUCUACAUAAAAUGAUAAAGUUAGAACUAUCUAAUUAUAAGUAUUUAAUUUAGAUGGAACAUCAAAAUCAUAAUCUGUACUUGUAUAUUCUGUUUCUAAUUUGUACCCACAUCAUCCUUAAUUGAUAAGUUUACCAUAAGGAAAUUUCAUUGCUUCAUGGACAAUUAGUUCUUUAAUAUCAUAAAGCUUAAGUGAUGAUGUUUAUAUGAAGAGAUAUAAAAGUGAUGGUACUUAAUUACAACUAAACACAAUUAUUUGUUCAGAACAUUGUUAAACAUGCACAACCAGCAAUACCUGCUAAACUUGUAAGCAAAACUAUAUUCUAUUUAACGAUUUAUGUUACUUACAAAUUAAUCAUUGUGCCACUCAUUUAAUUGAAAAUUCAAUUCUUAUUUGUAGCACUUGUAAUGAUGGUUUCGAUUUGAUUAAAAAUAAUUGUUAUUAAAUUAGUACAAUAUCAAAUGAAUAAACAAUAGAAUUAGCGUAUGAUAAGAAUAAUUAAAAUUAAUUCAAAGUGAUAGCUUUUUCUAAUGGUGAUCUAUUAUAUUUUUGGAUUGGGAAUACUGUAAUAAUGACUCAACGAUUUGAUAAAUAUGGAAAGAGAUAUUCUAUUCCUAAAAAGUUAGAGACUGGUUAUUCUUGUAGUGAGUGCUCUGAUUUAUGGUUUUUUGAUGUUUGUAAACUCGCUGAUGAUUUCUUUGUAGUGAGCUAUAAAUAUAGCUCUUCAGGAGGUUUAUAUGCAAGAAUUUUCAAUUAAAAUUAGGAAUCUAUUGAGGAAUAUUCUUUUAACUCUUAUAUAGGAAGUUCUAAUUCUAUAAUAUUAAAUAAGUAUAGUAAUUACGUUUUGUAAUUGAAAUAAUUGGAUGAUAUGAAAAUUGCACUGAUAUAAAUGCUUAUGAUAUCAGAUAUUCCUGCAUUAUAAUUAACAAUAAUACCUUAUUAUAUUGAUAGUUCAUAUAGAAUUAAAUAAUCAAAUACACAAUAAAUCUAAUUACUAUCUUAUUCUUAGUUUUAACAUUCUUAAGAUAUUGACAUCUUUGUGAUUGAAAAUGAAAUAAAAUUAUUUUAUAGAGCAGAUCCAUUGAUAAGUUUUAGAGAGAAUAAUUUUGAUACUCUUGGUGUUUUGCUAAAUAUAAACACUAUCAAGAAAUCGAAUAAUUAAAUAGAAUUUAAAGUAAUUUCAUUAAAUUCGGAAAGCUAUUUAUGUAUUUGGACAUCUAUUGAAUCAUUUAAAUAUGAAGUAUUCUACUAAAUAAAACAAAGCAAAGGUAUUAAUGUAACCAGUCCAUAAAAAGUCUCUACUGGAAAUGAAAUCUAUAAGUUGGAUUUAUAAAUUAAUAUACUUUCAGAUUCAAUAAUGAUCACUUGGAGAGAAGGGUCAUAUACUUAAGAUAUGAGUUUAAAUUCUCUUUAUAAAUUUAUAUUGAUAUCAAGAGAUACUUAUUAAUUGAUUGGUGAAGUUAUUACUAUUAAUAAAGAUAAUAAUAAUAUGAAAUCAUUAAGUAAUCUUAGAGUAAAUGAAUUACCAAAUCAAGAUAUUGUAAUUAGUAUUAUGUUUUAUCACAUAUUAUUGGAAACCUAAACUAUCAUUUCAUUCAAAUUCAAUCAAGUAGGUCAGAAAUUAGAAUUCUCUUAAAUGAGAUGUGGAUAUGCUUGUCAAGAAUGUAAUCAUUAAGGACUCUGUCUCAAUUGUAUGAAUCCUACUUUAUAUUUAUUGUAAGAUGAUGGAACUUGCAGAAAAAGACCAUAAAAUUGUCUUAAUUUUAAAACUAAUUGCAAUGAUUGUAUUGAUGGUUAUUACAAAACAUAAUAUCUUACUUGUGAAAAAAUCAAUCAAUUUAUAGAAACAUCUAUUCAAUUUGACUAUGAUAAAUAUUACUAUUUCUAUCAAGUAGCUUCAUAUCCUAAUGGAAAUUUUGUUAUUGUUAGUAAUAAGGAUUACAAAGUUUUAGAAUUAAACUAUUAUCUAAGUAAUGGAGUUGCCUAAAUAUCAUAACUCAAAAUAAUUAAUCUUUAAAAUAUUUAGAGGAUUAAUAGUUACUCUCUUACUAUUGAUGAUAAUAAUUUAUUAACAAUAUUUUAUAAUGUUAUGCCAGAAUCAUAUUCAGAGUAAAAUAAGUAUUACUAUCAAUAAUUUGAUCAAAGCUUUAAUUAACUUACAGAACCAAUAUUAUUUUAUUCAGGGUUGAAAAAUAAUGAAUAGACCACCAUGUAUACUAAAAUUCUGAAUAGUGGAUAAUUUAGUAUAUUAAUUUAGAGUAGAUAUGAUAUCUACAUUUAAAUCAUGAAUUCUAAAUAUGAAUUUGUUGCAAAUUAGAUUGUCCCAUUUAGUGAAAAUUUUGACUUAGUUUCAAAUGGAGAACAAAUAGUGUUUGCUUACACAACGGAUAAAAUUUGUAUUAUUAAAAUUUUUGAUUUAAAGUUAAGAUUAAUUAAAUAUUAAACAAUCGAUGAUGGAGGAUUAGUAAAAUUAACAUUAAAUUAACUCAAAUAAUUUGUUUUAAUCACUAAAACAUAAAUCAAUCUUAUUAAAUCAGGGUUGAUAUUAGAAUCCUUUAAUACUACAUUAUAUAAUUUAUACCCCAUACGAAUAGCGAUAAGUGAUAUAAAUGAAAUUGUCAUCUUAUCAUUCAAACAAAACUCAAAGUCUCUUCUUUUGUUUUAUUUUUCAAUGAAAGGGGUACUUAGAAAUCUGAUCUAAGUUAAUAUGUAAUAUACUGAAAUUUAACCCUAAUUUACCUGGUUGUUUAAAACACAAAAUAAUAACUUUAUAGUAAUCUAUCAUUCAGGAUCAGGAAUUUAUUAUUGGAAGAUAAAAUUAGCCAGAUUUGAUUAGAUGGGAGUUUCGAGUUCUGUUGAUUAGAUUAUCUGUCCUAAUGGUUGUGUUUCUUGUCAAACAUCUAUAGCUUGUGAUAUUUGUAGUUUUGGAUAUCAAAAAAAUGAUGUAACUUAACUUUGUGAAAAAUUUUGCACUUCAGAUGGUUGUAGUAAAUGCAAAUUUAGCGAUUGUGAUGAAUGCUCUGAAGGAUUUUAAUUUAAUAAUAAAGGCUAAUGUGUGAUUAUUGAAUAAUCUAAUGAAAAUCCUAUUGAUCCUUACGAUCCUAAUUAUGAGGAAGAAAUUAAAGAUCCUGUAGAUCCAAUUAUUCCUGUAGAUCCUAUAGAUUCUGCUGAUCCAAUAUAUCCUAUAGAAAUUGGAACUAUAGAGCAUCCUAUUGAAAAGCAAUGCAAUCUAUAAAUGCAAAAUAAAUUAAUUAAUUUCGUUAACAAUCGAUAUGCAAUCAUCUAUAUUUGUAAUGAGCUUCUAAGUGCAAAAUUAUUUAAUUAAGAUGGUUAAGAGAUACAGAGCUUUAGUAUCACAAUCGAAAUUAUAUUUAUUUUUGAUGCUACAUUCUUUGAUAAUUAAAUUAUUUUAGCGUUUGUCUUUACAAAUAAGCCAAAACAAAGCCAAAUCUUUUCUAUUGAUGAUAAAUUUUAAAGUAUUGUUCAUAAAUAAGAAACAACAUACGAUUCCGAAAUAUAAAGUAUCAAAAUAUAACCUUUAAUUCAAAACUUUGUAAUUUUAAUCUCAAAUGAUAAAAAAAUUGAAUUUGAAUAAAAAACUACUAUUUGUUAUUCCUAAACUCUUACUAUUUAUGAUAAUUUAUAUACAUAAACUGUCAAUAAAUUAGAUAUCAAUUAUCCAGAUGGUAUAACUCCGAAUACUUGCAACCAAAACAAAGUUUAGGAAAUUAAAGUAUUUGAAAAUAUAAUUUAUACAUUAUCAAUUAGUUCAUUAGAAGCAUAACUUAUAUCGAUGGAUACUUUUGGAGUAGUUCAAAACACAUUUAAGUUAGAUGUUCCAAAUAUAGAUAAAAUAAAAUUUGAUAUUAAUCUUGAUACUGUGAGUUUUAUAUACAAAACAUUUGAUACAUAAAAUUGGAAUUUAAGAAUAUGUAAUAGACUUCUUAUUAUUAUCUUUGUCAAAAUUAAUUAUAUUCCUGGAAAUUUAAAUGUUUAACUUUCUUCUGUAGAAAAUAGUUUAUUUGUAUCUUGGAAUGAAAAUAAUAGUAUUUCAAGUUCAUAUUAUGAGUUAUUAGAUUCAUUUGGAAAUCAAAUCUCAAAAGGAGUAAUUAAAAGUAGUACAUAAAUUGAAAGUCCUUAAAUUGAAGUAUUGAUGAAUUCUUUCAUAUCCUUAACUUGGACAAAUAAAAAUAAAGAUUCACAGUGGGGGCUUUCUUAUGCCAUUAUGAAUUAAAAUGGAAAUUUCGUUGAUGCAAUAGAAAUUCAAUGUUCUUUAAAUUGUAAAACAUGCACUAACAAAAAUUUAUGUACAACCUGUGAAUUAGGAUAUAAUUUAAUACAAAUUAAUUAAAAUGAAAACUUGUGCUUAAAGGAGUGUGAUUAAAAUUGUAUUAAUUGUGAUAAUUUGGGAAGAUGCUACUAAUGCGUGGAAAAUUAUUAUUAGUCAAAUUAUUAAUGUAAAUUUGAUGAAAUUUAAUCUAAAUCAGUAAGAAUUAAUUAAUACUCGUAACAGAGUUAGACAUAAUAAUAAGGAGCAAAAUUUAGUGAUGGUUCUAUCAUAGUUGUUUGGUCAAGUAAUUAUUAAGAUGGUGACAGUUGGGGAGUGUAUGCCUAAUUAAUUGAUAAUGCUGGUGUUAAAAUAGGAGACAAUAUAAAAAUUAGUUUGAAUUCUUAAGGAGCUUAACAUUCUCCUUAUGCAGCUGUAUUAAAAUAUGAUAAAGUUUUAAUAAUAUAUAUUGAUGGAGAUCCUUCCAAUGGUAAUGCUAUUUUGAGAGCUUAAAAAUUCGAUCAACCGAUGGGAAGAAUUGGAGAUGAGUUUUAAGUUGCUUAAAUUUAUAAUAGUAAUUACAGCUUAAAUAAAGAACUUAUUUGUAAAGUGUUAAAUUUAAAAAAUGGAGGAUUUGUUAUUGGAUAUGUAAAUGAACUUUAAAAUACCUAUUAAAAAUUCAUUCAUCUAAAAUUUUAUGAUUAAUAGGGUGACUUUGUAGUUGAAUAAUAAAUUGAAAUCUCAAUCAAAAAUUGGUAAGAUUCUUUAGAAAUCGCUUCUACAGAAUUCAACGUUGCUGUAAUAUAUGAAACUGAUUUAUUUUUAUCUAAUGUUAACUUAUAUUCUUUGGAUGGAUAAUUCCUAUCAAAUAAAUAAUUGAACCAAUUUAAUUAACAAACUAUAAGCUAGCAAACUUUAAGUAGCACGAAUUCAUAUUAUGGAUUAGGAUUCCAAUAAUUUGAAUAAGAUAGAUUCUUUGUUAAGCUUUAACUGUUUGAUCAAUAUUUUAAUGAGUUAGGAGAUAUAUAAAAUGUUAAAGUUUUAGAACCUUAGAACGGAUAUAUACAGUUUAUAAAAAUUAAUGAAUACAAUGAAGGACUAUAGAUUUUAGUUUCAAUGAAAGCUAAUUAAUAAUAAGUUUAAGAGCUUUAUCUAGUUAAAGAUCAGCAAAUCUACUAUUUAAAUUAAUUUUACUUAUCUGAUAAUGUUUACCAAUAACAAUAGAAAUCAAUAAAUAUCAUCUAAUCAGUGAAUUAGAAAUACUUUUUACUUUGGGUAUAAUUCAAUUAAAUGAAUAACAUAGAUAAGUCGAAUAUUCACUAUUCACUUUUAUCAAAAGAUCAAUAAAUAUUAACAUAAAAUUAGAUUGUUUGCUAAUUAAAUUGUUUCAAAUGUGAAUAGCCAACUCUUUGUGAUCAAUGUUUUGAUGGUUAUAAUUAUAAUCAAAAUGAAUGUUAGCCAAUUUGUGAAACUAAUUGUGAAAUAUGUUUUAUUCCAUCUUAUUGUAAUAAAUGCAGUAAGGGUUACUAUUUACAAGAAGAAGGAAAAUGCUCUGCUAUCUCAAUAAAUUAAUAAGAACCUUAAGUUUUAUUAUAAUAUUAACCAACCGAAAAGUUACUUGAGUUAGAAAAAUUAAAUCUUGUUGAAUUGGCUUCAUUUACUUAGAUCAACCCCUAGUAAUUUAGUGUUAAAAUUAUGGUUGGAGAAUAAGUAAUAAGAUCUUAUACCAUUAAUGGCUUAAUACCUGAUUAUCAAUCUGUUGAAAUCUUUUAUUAAGAAACAAAUAUUAUCUUGGUGUAUUAUCAAGAAACCUAAGUUCGAAUUCAAACGUUUGAUCAAAAUUAAAAUUUAAUAAAUGAUGGCUUAUUACCCUUUUCAUAAUUCCCAGAGUUUUAGCUCAAGCCAGAAAACGUGAUUUUAGAACCAAUCUUGGGUUCUUAAUAUUCUCUUACGUUUUAUGAAUAAACUUUCUAAACAAUAGAAAAAAAGGUUUCUUUUAAAUUUUUCAAUGUACGAUUAGAUUCAAUGUUAACAAAAAUAGAUAAUUUUAGGGAUUUCUUUUAGACCCAAGAUUGGAUAUAAUUCAUUGAAAAAAGAAAAAAUUACUUUAUAAUGUUUAAUUUUGCCUAGGUGACGAUUAUAAGAUAGGAUUAAUUUGAAUAUUAAAGCUGUCAGCAAUUUUAAUUGCAUGAUAGGUUUUCAUGCAGCUAAUUUUCAUGCCAAAAUGGAAAUCAAAUUGCAAUAUCUGAAACGUUAUCAAAGGUGUCUUACAUGGAUGAUGUGUAGAAUUCUGGUGGCAAGAUUAUUAAUUAUAAAAUCUAUAAUUAAAAAGCAGGAACUAUAAUUUAAGAAACAACAGUUUUGAAUUAAGGGUUCAGUCGAUAGAGACUCAUUAAAUUGUUCACAUAUACUAAUUCAUUUGCAACAUUUAUAGAACAAUAAAAUUACAAUAUUAAUUCAAAUUAAAGACAAUUGGUAGUUCAAUAUAUAUAUAAUACUGGUAAAAAAAUUGGUGAUUACAUAUAUAUUUGUUCUUAUGAAGAAAAUACUUUCAUGGAAAUAAUCUAAUUCUAAAAUGGAUUCAAAAUAUAUUGGUAGAAAUAAGAAUGUGAUGAUUAGGGAUGUUCUAAUAAUUUAGUAUGGAAUACAUAUGAUAGAGAUAAUGAUUUACCAGAUCCAUCUGAGCCUCAAAUAAUCAUUAAUGAUCCAAUUAAAGAUGGAAAAGGCAUUGAAGUUGCAGAAAAAUGUACUUAAGAGAUGAUGAAAAAACUUAUUAAAUUCUCUAACAACGACUAUGCUAUUUUAUAUAUUUGUUAGAAUAUUAUGAGAAUGAGGAAAUUCGAUAAGGAAGGUUUAUAACUAAACUUUAUUGAAGUUACUCUUGAAUUGAUUCAUUUAUUUGAUACAACUGUAAUAAAUAAUGAAAUCUAUGUAAGUAUGGUUGAUACUUUAGAUAAGAGAAUAUGUAAAAUAUAUAAAUUAGAUUAAUUCACAAACACUUUGAUAUUUUAACAGGAUUAUAUUCAUGAUUCAUAAAUUUUUGAUAUUAAAAUGGAGGGAUUGCAAAUUUAGUAUGUCCUUUUAAUAUCAAGUUUCAAAAACUAUAUUUUUGAUAAUGAAUCUUUAGUUGGACGUUCUUAAUCAUUAAUUAUAUAUGAUACAUCAAAUGUGAAAAUCUUUGAAAAAAUAGAUAUCAAUUAUCCUGAAUUAAUGACAAUUGAAAAUUGUGAUAAAAGCUUUAUCAAAGCAUUAAAAGUUUUAGAGGAUAGAAUUUAUUUAGUAAAUGUGAAUUAGAAUAAUGCAAAUUUAAUUCAAUUAGAUAUCAAUGGAGUCUAAUUAUCAUCCAAUAUAUUAGAUAUUCCUAAUAUAGCAGAAAUCAAAUUUGAAAUAUCAAAAGAAUUGAUUGUCUUUUUUUAUUAACUGUUAGGCUAGUCAUAAUGGGGAAUGAGAAUUUACACUCAGAUAAUGGUUAUAAUUUAUAUUAAAGAAGAUGUCUUAAUGGAAAUCAAAGAUCUUUCAAUAGCUGUUUCUGAAGUUGCAAUUACCUUAAGUUGGAGUGAAGUGAAUGAACAGGAAAUAUUCUAUUAAACUAUUGAUAAAAUGGGAACAAUUAUUAAAUCUGGAUCAAUAAAGAAUGAUUAAUAAAAUAGCAAGCCUAUGCUAAUAGUUUUAUUAAAUAUUUAUGUUGGAUUUGUCUGGGAAGUUCAAAACAUUUAAGAGCUACGAGGAUUGCAGCUAUCUAUAAUGAACAACCUAGGAGAAUUUUCCAGAUAGAUGCAAAUAAUUUGCUCUCCUAAUUGUCUUUAAUGUGCAAAUAAUUAAUUGUGUACAAACUGUGAAUAAGGAUAUUAUUUAAUACAAAUUAAUUAAAAUUAAAACUAAUGCUUAAAGGAGUGUGAUAAAAAUUGUAUUAAUUGUGAUAAUUUGGGAAGAUGCUACUAAUGCGUGGAAAAUUAUUAUUCGUCAAAUUAUUAAUGUAAAUUUGAUGAAAUUUAAUCUAAAUCAGUAAGAAUUAAUUAAUACUCAUAACAAAGUUAAACUUAAUAAUAAGGAGCAAAAUUUAGUGAUGGUUCUAUCAUAGUUGUUUGGUCAAGUAAUUAUUAAGAUGGUGACAGUUGGGGAGUUUAUGCCUAAUUAAUUGAUAAUGCUGGUGUUAAAAUAGGAGACAAUAUAAAAAUUAGUUUGAAUUCUCAAGGAGCUUAACAUUCUCCAUAUGCAGCUGUAUUACACUAUGAUAAAGUUUUAAUAAUAUAUAUUGAUGGAGAUCCUUCCAAUGGUAAUGCAAUUUUGAAGGCUUAAAAAUUUGAUAAAUUUAUGCAAAGAAUAGGAGAUGAAUUUUAAAUUGCUUAAAUUUAUAAUAAAAAAUACAGCUUAAAUAAAGAUUAUUCUUGUAAAGUAUUAAAUUUUAAAAAUGGAGGAUUUGUUAUUGGAUAUGUAAAUGAACUUUUGACUAAUUAAAAAUUUAUUCAUCUAAAAUUCUAUGAUUAAGAGGGUGACUUUGUACGUGAAUAAUAAAUUGAAACAUCAUUCAACAAUUGGUAAGAUUCUUUUGAAAUUGCUUCUACUGAAAACAACGUUGCUGUAAUAUAUGAAACUGAUUUAUUUUAAUCUAAUGUUAAUUAAUAUUAUUUGGAUGGAAAAUUCCGAUCAAAUAAAUAAUUGAACCAAUUUAAUUAACAAACUAUAAGCUAGCAAACUUUAAGUAGCACGAAUUCAUAUUAUGGAUUAGGAUUCCAAUAAUUUGAAUAAGAUAGAUUCUUUGUUAAGCUUUAACUGUUUGAUCAAUAUUUUAAUGAGUUAGGAGAUAUAUAAAAUGUUAAAGUUUUAGAACCUUAGAACGGAUAUAUACAGUUUAUAAAAAUUAAUGAAUACAAUGAAGGACUAUAGAUUUUAGUUUCAAUGAAAGCUAAUUAAUAAUAAGUUUAAGAGCUUUAUCUAGUUAAAGAUCAGCAAAUCUACUAUUUAAAUUAAUUUUACUUAUCUGAUAAUGUUUACCAAUAACAAUAGAAAUCAAUAAAUAUCAUCUAAUCAGUGAAUUAGAAAUACUUUUUACUUUGGGUAUAAUUCAAUUAAAUGAAUAACAUAGAUAAGUCGAAUAUUCACUAUUCACUUUUAUCAAAAGAUCAAUAAAUAUUAACAUAAAAUUAGAUUGUUUGCUAAUUAAAUUGUUUCAAAUGUGAAUAGCCAACUCUUUGUGAUCAAUGUUUUGAUGGUUAUAAUUAUAAUCAAAAUGAAUGUUAGCCAAUUUGUGAAACUAAUUGUGAAAUAUGUUUUAUUCCAUCUUAUUGUAAUAAAUGCAGUAAGGGUUACUAUUUACAAGAAGAAGGAAAAUGCUCUGCUAUCUCAAUAAAUUAAUAAGAACCUUAAGUUUUAUUAUAAUAUUAACCAACCGAAAAGUUACUUGAGUUAGAAAAAUUAAAUCUUGUUGAAUUGGCUUCAUUUACUUAGAUCAACCCCUAGUAAUUUAGUGUUAAAAUUAUGGUUGGAGAAUAAGUAAUAAGAUCUUAUACCAUUAAUGGCUUAAUACCUGAUUAUCAAUCUGUUGAAAUCUUUUAUUAAGAAACAAAUAUUAUCUUGGUGUAUUAUCAAGAAACCUAAGUUCGAAUUCAAACGUUUGAUCAAAAUUAAAAUUUAAUAAAUGAUGGCUUAUUACCCUUUUCAUAAUUCCCAGAGUUUUAGCUCAAGCCAGAAAACGUGAUUUUAGAACCAAUCUUGGGUUCUUAAUAUUCUCUUACGUUUUAUGAAUAAACUUUCUAAACAAUAGAAAAAAAGGUUUCUUUUAAAUUUUUCAAUGUACGAUUAGAUUCAAUGUUAACAAAAAUAGAUAAUUUUAGGGAUUUCUUUUAGACCCAAGAUUGGAUAUAAUUCAUUGAAAAAAGAAAAAAUUACUUUAUAAUGUUUAAUUUUGCCUAGGUGACGAUUAUAAGAUAGGAUUAAUUUGAAUAUUAAAGCUGUCAGCAAUUUUAAUUGCAUGAUAGGUUUUCAUGCAGCUAAUUUUCAUGCCAAAAUGGAAAUCAAAUUGCAAUAUCUGAAACGUUAUCAAAGGUGUCUUACAUGGAUGAUGUGUAGAAUUCUGGUGGCAAGAUUAUUAAUUAUAAAAUCUAUAAUUAAAAAGCAGGAACUAUAAUUUAAGAAACAACAGUUUUGAAUUAAGGGUUCAGUCGAUAGAGACUCAUUAAAUUGUUCACAUAUACUAAUUCAUUUGCAACAUUUAUAGAACAAUAAAAUUACAAUAUUAAUUCAAAUUAAAGACAAUUGGUAGUUCAAUAUAUAUAUAAUACUGGUAAAAAAAUUGGUGAUUACAUAUAUAUUUGUUCUUAUGAAGAAAAUACUUUCAUGGAAAUAAUCUAAUUCUAAAAUGGAUUCAAAAUAUAUUGGUAGAAAUAAGAAUGUGAUGAUUAGGGAUGUUCUAAUAAUUUAGUAUGGAAUACAUAUGAUAGAGAUAAUGAUUUACCAGAUCCAUCUGAGCCUCAAAUAAUCAUUAAUGAUCCAAUUAAAGAUGGAAAAGGCAUUGAAGUUGCAGAAAAAUGUACUUAAGAGAUGAUGAAAAAACUUAUUAAAUUCNAUCAAAUAAAUAAUUGA